This is a messenger RNA of Salvia splendens (bonfire salvia), 3730 nucleotides long. Its product is annotated as carboxy-terminal domain RNA polymerase II polypeptide A small phosphatase 1-like. Bases 30 to 899 code for a protein of 289 amino acids. The record is from RefSeq and is a predicted model, not a curated record. Lineage: Eukaryota; Viridiplantae; Streptophyta; Magnoliopsida; Lamiales; Lamiaceae. The transcript is spliced from 3 exons. Gene Ontology annotation, molecular function: phosphatase activity.
CCCUCCCCUCUCUCUCUCCCUCUCUAGAAAUGGUGUCCAAGGUAGUGAAGAGAACCCCCACAAAAUCCCUCAAAAACCGGAAAAACUUCCCCUUCACCCAUCGCCGCACCCGCAACAAAUCCCCCAUCAAAACCACCGCCGCCGCCACCGUCGCCUCCAUCAACAAAUCCAUCUACACCUGCCACCGCCGCCUCCUCAAAAUCUUCACCAAGCUCACCCGCAUCGCCACCCCCGAAAAAACCCCCCGCAAAAAAGGAUACAAAAUCCUCCAAAAAUCCCCCCCAAAAAUUCCCCCCUCCGCCGCCGACGUCAGGCGCUCUCUCUUCACAAACAAACUCCCUCUCCCUCCGCCAACAGAUCCUCAAAAGCACACCAUCUUCCUCGACCUCGACGAAACCCUAAUCCACUCCACCGCCGCCGCGCCUCCGGAGAGGUACGAUUUCGUCGUCCGCCCCGUAAUCGACGGCCAGAAAACCGAAUUCUACGUCCUCAAAAGGCCUUUCGUCGAUGAAUUCCUGGCCUAUUUGAGCGAUCGGUUCGAGAUCGUGAUAUUCACAGCUGGAAUUGAGGAGUAUGCUUCUCUGGUUGUCGAUAAGCUCAAUUGGAGGAAUGGGAUUUCGCACCGAUUGUAUCGCGAUUCGUGCAGAGCUGUGGAUGGGAUGUUCGUCAAGGAUUUGGGGGAAACGGGGAGGGACCUGAGCAGGGCGGUGAUUGUGGAUGAUAAUCCGAAUUCGUAUCAGUUUCAGCCGGAAAAUGCGAUCCCGAUUAAGCAGUUUGUGGAUGAUGUCGGCGAUGAGGAGCUGAAGAAGAUGAUGGAGUUGUUUGAAGGGUGUGAUUUGGGGGAGGAUUUGAGGGAUUUUGUUAGGGUUUUUGUUGGGGCUGAUGAGAAGCUUUGCUAGGGUUUAGAUUCAUUUUUUUGGAAGUCGAUCGUUUUGUGUAGUUGAACAGAUCUUGUUCAAUUUCAUGUUUUGAUUUGGAAUUUAUAUGUACUUAUUUAUUGAAUUAAAGGUUAUUUCACCAUCUUCCACUUUGGCCAUAAGCUUUUUUAGAUUUUUACUUUUGAUUGAAUCGCUAUUGAUAAUUGUUUGACUAAUUGUUGUAAACUUUUGGCUAAAUUGCUUUUAAAAUCAUGAACUUAUACAAUAGUUUGGUUUUUCUGUGAACUUUAAAUGUUGCGUUAAAAAUCAUAAAUUUUGCUCCUGUGUGCCGAUUUCCCGAGUUGGGUAUUCCGGCUAAGUAGAGUACUGACGUGUGCAUGUGUCAAACAUGGAUGAUGUGGUGGAUGCUGAUAUGUGCAAUGACAUGGAAUUAAAUUUUUUUUUUCUAAAUCACAUAACAUAAAAAAAACCCCAAAUUGCAUACUAUCAAAACAAACGAGUCCAACCCUACCUAACCUAACAUCAGAAAUCAAACUUCAAACAUCUUAACCCUUUCUUCUGCUCAGCGGUGGCGACCUCGACCCCGACGGCGACGGCAACGGCGACUGCAACAUCCGAUGGCGCCGCUGACUCCGGACGACAUUUUUGGCCUCUAUAUUCAUCAUGGAAGACAUUUCAUUCCAAAUGGAAAGUUUCAAAAAUAUAUUGGUGGUAGAAUAGCACAGGCAAGUGAUCUAGACCCAGACAGAUUUGGGUAUUUUGACUUAGUUUAGGAAUUGAAUAAAAUAGGGAUUGACUUAGAGGUGCCCACGGUUCGGAACCGCCGGUUUUUUGCGAUUCCGGCUUGGUUUCACGGUUUUUCGCAGUUCCGGUUCGGAACGGUUUUGGUUCCGGUUCUGGCACGGUUUUGGUUCAAAAAUUUUUGAACCUGAACCGAACCACGGUUCAAAAAUUGACGGUUUCAGUUCGAGUAAAUUCUCACGGUUUCGGUUUGGAACCGUAACCGGCGGUUACAGUUUUGGUUUUAAACGCCGGUUUGGUAAACCUUAGGCAGGUCUAGGUAGACUCACCUUUGUGAAUCCUAUGUUAGCAACCCACGUGGAUAUAAAGAGUGAUAAGGAGGUGAUGGAGAUGUUAUCUGCUACUCUAAUAGUCAGUUUUAACAGAAUGUGUAGUACAUAUGUUCAUAUGUUGUUGAUGGGAUGAAGUCUACGGAAGGCAUGGGUGGUGAACAUGUGUGAGAGAAGGUGGUGAAAAUGGUUGAAACUGUAAAAAAUAGCAAGAGUGUGGUUGAAAAGAGUAACUUUGAGUCUGCCACAAAAAUUAGAUAUUCCACUUCUAUGAGCAAGGGUAAGAGUGUGAUUGAAAAAAAUGUGGAGAAAAAUGUGGUUCAAUCGGUGGAGAAGAGUGUUGUUGAAAGUGUUAGUAAGAAUGUUGCUAUAUCUUUUGGUAGAAGUGGCAGUGAGAGGGUGAUUAAGUCUACCGAGAAGCAAGGUAGUGAAACGUUUAGUAAGAAUGUAAGUGAAGCUGUGAGUAAGACAAUGGCUCGAUCUGUGGAUAAUAAUGCAGGUGAAGCUGGGAGUAAGAGCUUGAGUGAUUCUAUGGAGAAGAAUUUGAGUGGUCCUGUACAUGAGGGAGUUGGAUUAGCUAAUGAGGUUUUUGGAGAAGGUAAGCAUGAGAGUUCAAGUGAUGGCAGCUAUAUACCAUCAAGUGAUGAGGACACCGAUGAUGAAAUGGAAGCCGAUGAGCUAGUGUCUGAGGAUGAAGAAUAUGAACAAGGUAGAAAGAAGAUGAAAGAGAGAAAGAAGCCAUUUGUAAUAACUGAUCAGAUGUUCUAGGGGAUAGUCAAUGGAGGACAGAAGAGUGACUAUGUGUCUGAAUAUGAAAAUUCUGAAGAAGAUGAUAUUUAUUCUGACUCCACUGAUUUUGAAGAUGAAGGGAGACGAUCUAAACAACGACAUGCUAAAGUGAUGUAUAAUCCAAAUUGUGAUCAUAAGCUUCUUACAUUCAGUCCUUGUGAAUGGAAGAUAUCUGGGAGUCGAGUGAGGACGAGUGGUGUAUUUUUAAUAAAAAAAAAUCAAGAAGGGGUUCACACUUGUCCUAGGGCUAUGAGGAUUAAAAUUGCUACAUCAAAUUGGAUUGCUAGAAAGUACUUUCAUGUCUUUAAGCUUAAACCAAAUAUCAGUGUUGUGAAAAUCGCGCUCGGGGCGCGCUCGGGGCGCGGGGCGCUCAAAGCGAGCCUGUAAUCGCCCCGAUGCGGCGGUGUCGUGUGAGAUCCGUGGAGCAACGGUGGGGCGCGCCUGGGUCGCUCGGGUCGCCGUGGAGCGCUUGGGUCGCCUGGGUCGUGGGCCGAUUUGGGUUGAAUAUUGAUGACUCUUCAUCUUCUUCCAUGAAUAAAUCAAAAAACGGUAACUUACCAACUUCCCAUACUCUUAUUUAAGGAAAACCUACACCAACCCUUCUAUUCAGCCGCCUUCUCCUCUUCUAUUUAUUCUCCUUUUUCUUCUCCUUUCUUCUUCAUCAGCCACCACUCCGAAUCACUUUAUUCUUCAGCCAUCACUCCUUCGACGUCCAGAUUCGCAAGAUUUAUCUACAGCUUCUGGAGCGUCGGAAGCAGUGUACCAUACUAGAGGUAGCACAAGCACAAGAGAACAAGCCUCAAGCUCUAUGCGUACUUAUACUCUUGUGGAUAAUGAAGAUGACAGUGAAGAUAUUAAUUUGGUUGUAUACGAUGAAGGAGAAGAGGACUUACCUCUCAGUGAUGAUGAUAUUAUUUAGUUAAUUAUUUUAUGUUUUGCAACUUUUUUUGGAACUAUUAUGAUUUUUGAUAAUAAAAUUCAGUUAUUUAGUUA